AUGGCUGUCCAAAACAUCCGAGCCCUUGUGCCUGUCACCCUCGACCUCAGCUCGUCCAACUUAAACAAGUGGCGCGGUCAAUUCCUCACCACCUUGGGCAAGUACUCCCUCACCGCCCAUGUCCUCUCCGACGACUCUCAACCCGACUCGCCCAAUUUGUGUCGCAUGGACUGCAUCGUGCGCGAGUGGUUGUACGGCACCAUCUCCCACGACCUCUGCGAGAUCGUCAUGGAGUCCGGCGUCACUGCGCGAGCCGUGUGGACAGCCCUCGAAGGGCGAUUCAUCGACAACAAGGAGACACUCUCUCUUCACCUCGAUGCCGAGUUUCGUGCCUUCGUCCAGGGAGACAUCAACAUCUCGGACUACUAUCAUCGCUUGAAGAGCAUGGCCGACGCUCUCGACGAUCUUAGCGAGCCUGUCCUCGACCGAAUUCUCGUGCUUGCGAUCCUCCAUGGCUUGAACGAGAAAUUUGCGUACAUGGCGGCACUCCUAAAGCGACAACAUCCUUUCCCGACGUUUCUUGAGGUGCGGUCUGACUUGCUCCUCGACGAACUUGAGAUGGCCUCCCGUCCCAGCCCGUUGUCCACAGUCCUCGUCGCCACGGCCUCCUCUGGGGCCAAGGACAGUGCACUGCCAUCCGGUGGCCAGGGCGCUACCACCACCAGCCGUAGCAGUGCCUCUUCCUCCGGCGGGUCCUCUAGUGCUAACUGUUGA
Molecule: messenger RNA, 714 nt
Organism: Phragmites australis (common reed)
Lineage: Eukaryota; Viridiplantae; Streptophyta; Magnoliopsida; Poales; Poaceae
Exons: 1
Coding region: 1-714 (237 amino acids)
Source: RefSeq, a predicted model, not a curated record